GAGGUUGCUUUAACGUGUGGCCAUCACAGUUCUCCCCCACCUGCUUGAGAACAAGAUUGCGGAAUCUCUCUCUCCUCUCUCUCGCAUGCAGAUAUUUUAUUCAUUUUCUUAAAUUCCUUUGUGUAAUUUUUUAGCUAACAAGAUAAAUAACCAACGUAUUUGAUUGUCCCCCAAAGCAUUGGAACGCUGUACAUGAACAGCAAGUUUAGUUUUAGUUAUGGCUGUUGCGAUAACUAAGUUUCACAUAUUCCCACAAAACGUUGAUCAUUUUUCUUUCAGUGAACAACAAAGAAAUGGAUUGCUUAGACCAGGUUUUCUAUGGUCAGGUUUUGAUGGAGUACAUAGGGGAAAUUAUGGGUUGUGUAUGCACAAGUGUAGGUCUUUUAGGUCCGAUAAUAGGGCGGAAGUGGAAGAUCAGAAAAAAAAGAAAAGUAAGAGAAAGAUGGUGAAGCAAAAUGAGGUUGAAUUGAAAAAGAGCAGUGGGUUUUGGAGUAUUUUGAAAGAUGCUGUUUCUACGUUUGGAAGGUCGGAUACGCAGUCAAACGAGGAGUACAAAACAGCAAUAGCUAAAUUGGAGGAGAUUUUUUCGUCGAUUGCUGUGCAAAUUGCAAGGUAUAUUGUCACCAUGAUGAGCACUGGUGUGAUACUUGCAACUGGUUUUCAGUUGUCAGGUGGAGACAGUCAGAUGAAUACCUUGAUUUGGUAUAGCUGGCUUGGAGGAAUUAUUAUUGGAACUAUGAUAGGUUCUAACAUGGUUUUAGAUGAACAUUGUCGAGCCGGUCCACGUAAUGUUGUCAUAACAGGAAGUACGAGGGGACUUGGAAAAGCACUUGCUCGAGAAUUUCUUCUCUCUGGCGAUCGCGUGGUUAUUGCUUCACGCAGCCCCGAGUCAGUACGUAUGACAGUCAGAGAGCUCGAGGAUAGCCUCAGAGAAGUAAUGCUCACUGCUAGUGGCUCUUCUAGGACCAAUCUAGCACAUGCAGAAGUGGUUGGGAUAGCUUGUGAUGUUUGUGAACCUUCUGAUGUGCAGAAAUUGGCAGAUUUUGCUGUCAAUGAAUUUGGUUCCAUUGACAUAUGGAUAAAUAAUGCUGGCACAAAUAAAGGAUUUAGACCCUUGCUGCAGUUUACUGAUGAAGAUAUUAAGCAGAUUGUUUCAACAAAUUUGGUUGGAUCUAUUCUCUGCACUCGAGAAGCAAUGCGCGUGAUGGUGAACCAACCUAAAGGCGGGCACAUUUUUAACAUGGAUGGUGCUGGUUCUGGGGGAUCUAGCACCCCUCUUACAGCCGUUUAUGGGUCAACAAAGUGUGGUCUUAGGCAACUUCAAUCAUCACUUCUGAAGGAGUGUAAGAAAUCUAAAGUUGGAGUCCAUACCGCGUCUCCAGGCAUGGUUCUUACAGAUUUGCUUUUGAGUGGCUCAACUCUACAAAACAAACAAAUGUUUAACAUCAUCUGUGAGCUUCCAGAAACAGUUGCUAGAACUUUAGUUCCACGGAUGCGGGUGGUGAAGGGAUCAGGGAAAGCCAUAAAUUACCUAACCCCUCCUAGAAUAUUACUUGCUUUAGUCACUGCAUGGUUGCGGCGAGGUCGAUGGUUUGAUGACCAGGGAAGGGCAUUAUAUGCAGCUGAGGCAGACAGACUCCGCAACUGGGCUGAAAACCGUGCUCGGUUUUCUUUUACAGACGCAAUGGAGAUGUACACCGAAAAUACUUGGGUAUCUGUGUUUUCGCUUUCUGUUGUUUGUGCCUUCAUUAUUCUUUCAAGUACAAGCAGCAAUUAUCCUGGCACCUGAACACAUCCCUGAAACUGCAAUAGAUAAAGAACCCAAACUGUAUCAUAUAUAAUAUGAUAUGAUAUAUAUGAUGUCAUUGAAGGAAAAGUAUGAUGCAACGUAUAAGGUACAAAAGAAAUGAAAAGGCAGUAGCUAGCUACUUGACCAUUCAGAAGAGCUCAGCUGUUUUCAGAUCAUGAGCCAGGUGAUUAAUGAAUGACCUGACCUGUAAAUGAACCAAGCUCUGUAGGUAGGUGGUGUAUGCAUGCCUGAAAUAUAGAACACAAAUAUUUAGUUUUCAGUGUAGAAUUCUCUGGUUAGAUGAAUCUGGUACUUGGUUUCUAAUGAAGCAUUUCUCAGCUGAGAUGCUUGUAAGUGUAAUAUCGUAACGUUCUCAUAAAGUUGUAAUGAAAUUUAAUUCAAUGUUUUAUAUUCAAACGUUA
Messenger RNA from Jatropha curcas, 2211 nucleotides. It is a transcript of the gene NYC1, whose product is annotated as NAD(P)-binding Rossmann-fold superfamily protein. NCBI's taxonomy places the organism in Eukaryota, Viridiplantae, Streptophyta, Magnoliopsida, Malpighiales, Euphorbiaceae. The record is from RefSeq and is a predicted model, not a curated record. Gene Ontology annotation, molecular function: chlorophyll(ide) b reductase activity. Gene Ontology annotation, biological process: PSII associated light-harvesting complex II catabolic process; chlorophyll catabolic process.